AAUCCAGAUUUCGCAGCCUGGCUGUCAUCCUCCUUUCCUUCUAUUCUUCAUUUGAGGAAGACUCUCUCCUUGAUACUCUUCUCCAUUUCCCUCCUUUUCCACUAUUCGUUGUUCUCCAUCGGUCCACUCAUCAAGAUCUCGGCCUUCUGUACCAUUGGUUCUGCUCCCUCCGCCCACACUCGGGAGAACCACACCCAGAGGUUCCUGCCUGUGGAUAUUUCCUCCGUUCUUCGCCGACGACAACCACUCGACCUUUCCAUCCUCAGUCUCUCCUUGAGGAAAUCAUCACUCUCCUGCCUUGACCGAUGAGCCUCCCCUCUCCCCUUCCGCUGUCGUCGCCUCCAUUAAAACACCCUCACCACCAGGCCCACAUUGUAGCUCUUCAGCAUGCGGUGGCGGCUGCCUGGUGCCUGGUCGACCCUUCCCGCUAGUGUCGCACUCCUCCUGAUUCCUGUUCUUGUCGCUCCGCAGCAGCUGCAUGAACGUCAUGAUAGCCCCUCUGCCGUCUCGGUGCCGCUGAGGCCGACCGCACACAUCCCCGAAUCUUUAUCCCCCUCCGCGUUGAACGUCAAGUCCAACGAUGCGAGCGCCCUAGCAACCAUGGCUCUGGCGGGCUCCGGCCGCGCCGUUCGAGCCCCUCCUGCUCAAGCCAGCAGUAGUACUGCUGGCAUGGCACCGCAGCUGCAUGCGCGGUCCUUGCAGGAUUGGGAGGUUGAAGACUUUGUUCUGCUGGCGACCGUCGAUGGUACCAUUCACGCCCGAGACCGCAAGACCGGAGCCCCUCGCUGGGCUCUUGAGGUCCCGAGUAGUCCCAUGGUCGAGAGUAUCUAUCACCGAGCCAAUCGCUCGAGUUUUGAUAGUACUCAACCUGAAGAUGACUUUAUAUGGAUUGUUGAGCCAAGCCAAGAUGGUAGUCUCUACAUCUUCAGCCCUGACCCGAAUUCGGGCCUUCAACAAUUGGGCCUGACGGUGAAGGAACUGGUCGACGAAACGCCUUACUCCGGUACUGAACCGGCGGUUACCUAUACAGCCCGCAAAGAAACUACCCUUUAUACCAUUGAUGCCCGUACUGGUUCAAUCUUGCGCGUGUUUAGUUCCAGAGGCCCCAUCCCUUCCGGCCCGGAAUGCCGUAAGGUUGAUGAUUUUGAUAACGAUGCGGCCGAGUGUGAUUCCCCGUCGGGGACCUUGGUCCUAGGACGGAUUGAAUAUGCCGUGGCCAUCCAGAACACUGAGACUGGGGACCCGAUUUGUACUCUGAAAUACUCUGAAUGGACAGCCAAUAACCGGGACAUGGACCUCCAGAGCCAGUACUUUCAGACAAUGGAUCAGAGCCAUAUCUACAGCAUGCAUGAUGGGGUGGUUUUGGGGUUUGACCACUCUCGUAUGGAACGACCACGGUAUACGCAGCGGUUCUCUUCGCCAGUCGUCCGUGUUUUUGACGUUGCACGCCCCAUCAAUGUUGACAAACCGGAUGCGCCCAAGCCGUUGGUUCUCCUCUCCCAGCCGUUGCAGCCUCCAGACCCUGACUAUGGCUCCCUCGACGACCGUGAUGACCGUGUAUUCAUUGAUUACACUGACGGAGGUGGUUGGUACGCAAUGUCGGAAGCGACCUAUCCACUCGUCACUGGGCGUGCAAAAACGGCGCAGUACUAUGAAAAGGACUACUUUCGUCGUGGACAGCGGCUUAUGAGUCUGACCGAGAGCCAACAACGGGACGCCUUGACCGGCGUUCAUUCUCUCAAUAGCCCGCGAAUUCCCCGACGCCAUACCCCGAGCAUCUCCGGAUCAUCCUCCGCCGAGCUCUCUAACGAUACCCCAAGGGAGGUCAUUCGUAGCCCGUCCGAGUUAGCUCUUCCACCGGCAUUGCGGCACAGCACUAUCAUUCGCAAGGGUUGGGAUAACGCCGCCGACAUCGUUGUCACUCUUAUUUUGUUGUUCUUCGGUGUCUUCAUUUACUUCAACACGCAUAAUCUCCAGGAGCUUGCCAAGCAGAAACUUGACAUUAAGAACAUUAUCUCCGCCUAUGGCCAAGCGCCUCUAUCGACUCCGUCAACGCCAAUUGUUGAUGCAUCCCACACGAAGAGAGAGUCGAGCGCCGUUCGCUCCACCGUUAAUAACGUGAUUGUUGGUAUUAACAUCGACAGUGAACCUCAUAAUGACGGAGAUAUGACCCCUAAGCCGAAUAAGACCCGCAAUACACUCGCACCAAAUGCAACUCCCCGUGUCCGUAUCCGCGAACCCUCACGAGAACCUGAUGACGACGAUGAUGUGGAAGAGUUGUCACUGCAGGACCCGGACAAACCCAAGAAAAAAGCUCGUCGAGGCCGUCGAGGAGGAAGGAAUCACAAACGUGGAAAGAAACCGAACGAGGCUGAUGCCAAAGAAGACUCGGUUGGUGCCGAGGGCAGCCUGCAGCCUCCAGCCCGUCCCGAGGCGGAGCCGCCGCUGAUGCGUACAGCCUCCUCCAACGAGGUCGUCGAGAUGGAUGGCGUCCUCGGAAUUGGUCGAUUGAAGGUAUUCACGGACGUUGUCCUUGGGCAUGGGAGCCAUGGAACGGUUGUAUACCGAGGUUCGUUUGACGGACGCGAUGUGGCAGUCAAGCGUAUGCUGGUUGAGUUCUAUGACAUUGCGUCUCAUGAAGUCGGAUUGCUACAGGAAAGUGAUGACCAUAAUAAUGUCAUCCGAUACUAUUGCCGGGAGCAGGCGGCAGGGUUUUUUUACAUUGCCUUGGAACUUUGCCCAGCCUCCCUGCAGGAGGUGGUGGAACGCCCAGCUGAUUACCCCCAACUAGUGCAAGGUGGCCUGGAUAUGCCGGAUGUCUUGCGUCAGAUUGUGGCUGGUGUACGAUACCUUCAUUCCCUGAAAAUCGUGCAUCGAGACCUGAAGCCCCAGAAUAUUCUGGUUGCUAUGCCUCGUGGACGCACCGGCUCAAGAUCUCUUCGACUUCUUAUCUCGGAUUUUGGCCUGUGUAAGAAACUGGAAGACAAUCAGAGCUCGUUCCGCGCAACUACGGCUCACGCAGCCGGAACCUCGGGAUGGAGGGCCCCCGAACUACUGGUGGACGAUGACAAAAGCCCGGUAAUUCAGAUGACAGAAUCCCAGCACACAGAAUCCUCCGAGCCUGCAGUUGUGGAUCCUCAAACAAAUCGCAGAGCGACUCGAGCUAUCGACAUCUUUUCGCUAGGAUGCGUGUUUUACUACGUUCUUACUCGCGGCUCUCAUCCGUUUGACAAAAACGGCAAAUUUAUGCGUGAGGCUAAUAUCGUGAAAGGCAACUUUAAUCUUGAUGAGUUGCAACGUCUUGGCGAAUAUGCGUUUGAAGCUGAUGAUUUGAUUCGAUCGAUGUUGGCAUUGAAUCCUCGCAAGCGGUAUGAGAACUCCACGUUUAUAUCUCUACUUCUCGUCGCUAACCUUCUUUUUUUUUUUUUUAGUCCUGAUGCGAGCGGUGUUUUGACACACCCAUUUUUCUGGCCUGCGUCGGACCGGCUGAGCUUCCUUUGUGACGUUUCGGAUCAUUUUGAAUUUGAGCCUCGGGAUCCCCCAUCUGAUGCCCUCUUAUGUUUAGAGUCCGUGGCCUAUAGGGUUAUGGGCCCUGACAUGGACUUUUUGAAACUUUUACCCAAGGAUUUUAAAGACAGCCUCGGCAAACAGCGAAAGUAUACAGGGUCGAGGAUGCUAGAUUUACUCCGAGCAUUGCGUAACAAGCGCAACCACUACAACGAUAUGCCGGAGCACCUGAAGGCGCACAUUGGCGGACUACCGGAGGGAUAUCUUAAUUUCUGGACUGUCAGGUUCCCUAGCCUGCUCAUGAGCUGCCAUUGGGUGAUUACGGAGUUGAAGCUGACCCGCAUCGACCGAUUUAGACGGUACUUUACACCUGUUGAAUAGGUAGAUAGACGUAUUUAUUGCACCAAUGUUGUGAAUACUACUUGAUACAUUCCAAGGAUCUCACUUUGUUACUGUAGUUGCCGAGGACUUUUAGUAAACCGGUUUAUCCCAUCCUUGGCAACUCCUCACACUUCUAGCAAACAACGCUUGCCCUUGGGAGACAUGAGGAAGUACAGGGUCUGGUCCAUGUCACUGUCGCUCAUAUUCUCCCGCGUGGAGACCCUGGCCGUGGGGAAAGCAUGGAAGAAGUAAGCGGUUGCCA
This is a messenger RNA of Aspergillus ochraceoroseus IBT 24754, 4150 nucleotides long. It is a transcript of the gene ireA, whose product is annotated as bifunctional endoribonuclease/protein kinase IRE1. The record is from RefSeq and is a predicted model, not a curated record. Gene Ontology annotation, molecular function: RNA endonuclease activity; ATP binding; protein serine/threonine kinase activity. Gene Ontology annotation, cellular component: IRE1-TRAF2-ASK1 complex. The transcript has a single exon. Bases 388 to 3888 code for a protein of 1166 amino acids. Gene Ontology annotation, biological process: protein phosphorylation; intrinsic apoptotic signaling pathway in response to endoplasmic reticulum stress; IRE1-mediated unfolded protein response. NCBI's taxonomy places the organism in Eukaryota, Fungi, Ascomycota, Eurotiomycetes, Eurotiales, Aspergillaceae.